AUGCUUUCUUCAGGAGUGCAAGGUCCCUUCGCUCUGCUUGGACGAGUCCGUUAUCUUCAUAAUAUGGUAGCUAAACCGUAAGUUCCCGCUUAUGCUGAUUUUUUGACUUAUUUAGAAUUGUUCCAUUAGCUUUAACGUCUUCGUUGGUGGAGCCGACCUUUGAUGGUGUCAUUGUGGUAUCCCAUUCAUUGGAAGCUUUAACCAAUCACGCCCAAUUCAAAGUCCUUGCGCAUCAGUUGACUGAACAAUCUUCACAUGGUGUUCUGAACAGACCUGGGUUUUUGUUACACACCGAACUCCCAUCUAAACGGUUGUUCUACAGUCCGGUCAGCUUUGGAAAUCAUGAUUUUGAUGAUAUCAGAAAAUACAGACAUGCGGGUGAACAGGGGAUCGCUUUGUAAGUUCGAGCUAUGGUUUCAAUAAGUAUCGUUUGUCAUUGUUAGUAUAAAGAAUUUUUUCGCAGGGCCUUGAGUUCAGGAGUUAAGAAUCCUCUAUUGGCCGUUGUCCCGAAUACAGAUCAUCCAAAUGCUUUGGUUGUCGCUGCUCUUGGUGUUUUCCACAAGCUUCAUGUUCCGUUGAAUAUCAGACAAGAAGAGAGUAACAGAUCCCAGAAGGUUGAGAGACUUGGAGUUUUAAGCACGGGCUCUUUCCAUUCAUCCGAAACUCUCAAACUCCUUGAUGCGCUCCAGUCUUCCUUUGCUGUUUGUCGUGAUAUUGGCGAUACAGACCCGCAAAGAAUGGCUCCAGGGCCAGCUGCCAGCUAUGUUCAAGAGCAUUUUAAAGGAACGGAAAUUAAAGUGACGAUAGAAGAUAACGUGGAGACCUUGAAGAAGGAAUUCCCUUUAUUGGCAGCCGUUAGUCGAGGCUGCAAUCAUAUCGACCCACAUAAGGUAUGCAGAUAUAAUGGGUAGCAUUACCUUUCUUAGGCUCGGUUACUUUUCCUGGAAUACGAGAACAGAGAAGAUUCAGGGAAGCCAUUCGAGACCAUAUUUUUGAUUGGAAAGGGCGUGACUCUGGACACCGGAGGUCUCGAUUUGAAGGUGAAUGGAGCUAUGUUGGGGAUGUCGAGGGAUAAGUAUGGUAGUGCGGUUGUCGCAGGAUUCUUUGAUGCUCUUGACAAGCUAAAACCAAAGGGACUUAAGGUUGUUGGAUUGAUGGCCAUGGUCAGAAAUUCAUGUGGAAGUGCAUCUUACUCUUGCGAUGAGAUUAUUACUGUAAGGAAUAUUUGGAAGUUUUUGUGAUAACGUUGUGCGUUCUUACAUUUGGUUUAAUUUCAGAGUCGAAGUGGUAAAAGAAUUCUUAUUGGAAACACGGAUGCCGAAGGUCGUUUGGCCAUGCUGGACCCCUUAACGUAUGCCCGAGAACUUGCCCUCAAGGAAGACAACCCUCAUCUAUACACCUUGGCUACUCUCACUGGGCAUGAAGUCUUGGCGUAUGGAUAUUUUCCGGCUAUUAUUGAUAAUGCCGUUGCCAGAUCGGCGGGCCAUGCCCAGAAUCUUCAGAAAGUUGGGGAUGAGUGGGGUCAGCCACUCGAAGUUAGCAGACUCCAUGUUGAGGUAGGUAUUUAAGGCCAUAUAACUGAUGACUUCUUAGGACUUUGACUUCAACAAGUCCCCAGUGGAAUCAGCGGAUCUUCGCCAAGCCAACAACAGGCCAUCAGUUCAGACUCUGAGAGGACAUCAGAGUCCUUGCGCUUUCUUAAUCCAAGCCUCGAGGCUAGAUGAACAUGGUAUUUCAUCACAGAAACCAAUAAGAUACAGUCAUAUUGACAUCGGCUCUUCUAUGGGCGAGUAUCCAGCUACCACCUUCCCUUGUCCAUUGCUGGCCUUAUCUGCUAAGUCAGUAUUAUUAUAGUUUGUUCUGAAUAUUAUAUUUUUUGAACGUUACUAAGCACUCUUUUUCAGACAUAUUUUCCCGAGAUUAAGCUAA
This is a messenger RNA of Bursaphelenchus xylophilus (pine wood nematode), 1929 nucleotides long. Lineage: Eukaryota; Metazoa; Nematoda; Chromadorea; Rhabditida; Aphelenchoididae. The record is from the annotation of a GenBank genome assembly.